AUGGCGUUGAAGCAGCAGCAGCAGUCAACAAAAGACGACGACCAUCAUCAUCAUCAUCAACAUGCUUCGAAUCCACGUUGCUGCAACAGCUGCCGCCAAACUACCUCAUCCACCACGCCAUUGUCCACUCGACGCGCAUCCAUCAAAACCACCUCCACGGUCACUUUGCAAGUCAACAACAGCAAUGACGACUGGCACACCGAUAAGCCUUGUUGGUCCUUCAAAGACGAUUACGUCUCAUUCCCAAGCUUGGAUCGAUUUGACAUGAUCGAUUCAACUACGGCUGAUGAUCAUCAUCAUUAA
This is a messenger RNA of Lichtheimia ornata, 303 nucleotides long. RefSeq lists its product as uncharacterized. The transcript has a single exon. The record is from RefSeq and is a predicted model, not a curated record. The coding region runs from base 1 to 303 and encodes 100 amino acids. Lineage: Eukaryota; Fungi; Mucoromycota; Mucoromycetes; Mucorales; Lichtheimiaceae.